Magnusiomyces paraingens is the source of this 3747-nucleotide messenger RNA. RefSeq lists its product as uncharacterized. The record is from RefSeq and is a predicted model, not a curated record. Bases 1 to 3747 code for a protein of 1248 amino acids. Gene Ontology annotation, molecular function: microtubule binding. The transcript has a single exon. Lineage: Eukaryota; Fungi; Ascomycota; Dipodascomycetes; Dipodascales; Dipodascaceae.
AUGGCUUCAUUUUCUCACUGGAAUUUGAAUACGGAUAAUUCUGCCUUUAAGCUAGACAACGAGAUUGGUGGAAUGAGUAACGUUUCCGCAAACUUUUCUCAACAGCAACAGCAACAGCAACAGCAACAGCAACAACAACAAUCACUCUUUAAUAGUAACACCAAUAACAUGAGCAACCCUAUCAAUACUACCACAAAAAGGGACUAUAUUAUAACCGACAGUGAAAAGGACUCCAGUUCUGCUCAAGUGCCUGGCCGAAUUACUACGCCGAGAACUUACCGCAAAAAGGCUGCAUCAACAAACAAGCGGAAAUCCUCUUUGAAUAACAUUUUAUCACCACAAGUUACCGAUGCUCAGCUGCGGUACUCGUUCCCUGAUUUUUCUACUGCAUAUGACGAUGUAAAUUCAAGUCCAACACGAAAAAGCAAUGUAGAGUCUCGGCUAGGCCCGGCGCCUGGCCAAUCUACAACUACAAACUUUGGCACCAAUACGCAGAAGCAAUACAACAUUCCAGAGUUUUCACAGAAACUUAACGAUUUCAUUAUUGACAGCGAUUCCUCGGAUGCCUUUGGGGGUGUUUCUCCAAUUUCUCAAAAGGCUAUGGGAAAUAGUGUCAAUUCUCGUCCCAAUACCAAUGAUUCUGCAAAGGCUGGGCCCUUCAGUACAAACAUUGGCUCUCUUCCAACCUCCUUUGCACAAAAGGAAAAUAAUAAUAAUAAUAACAAUAAUAAUAAUGCAGGAUAUGUUUCUAAUGCAGAUACUAUUAGAAACGGUAUUAAUCUUGGUUACAAAAUCCCCGAAAUGAAUAGACCGUACAAUAAUAACGACGAUCCUAACAACAACUCAUCUGAAAAGGUGUCUUCUUCUGGUGAACCCAGAUAUACAAAGUCUCAAAACUACAAUAAUUAUAACUCAGACAAGUACAAUCUUCAGCAAGAACUUCCGCAACCAGUUCCUUUGAAACGUGAUAGUAACAAAAUUAAAAAGAGUCGAAACCCAGAUAUUGGCCUUCCCCAGAUUCCAAUUACUAGUGCAUUUUCAACCAGCGAUGAUGGUGCAAGCAAAGUUCAGCCAACCCGCGGUGCCAAGGAAUACCACCCAAUAAAAGCUCUGGUAGAUUUAGAGAAUGUCAAUGACCCGAUCAAUCCAGUUACAUUAGAGUAUGCUUUUAAGGACCUGCGGGUUGAAACCUCUAAAGCCGAGAAUGAAAACAAAACAUUGCGAGAUAGGUUGAACCAGGUGGAACGAACGCUUACUAAAGUUAUGGCUGAACGUGAUGAGCUGGAAGCUAUGUACUCAAAUUUGGAAAAAAGACACGGUGAUUACACUCAAAACAUUAACAAUCUGAAUGACAAUGACAAAAAACACAUUUCAAGUCUUCGUGACAAGAUUACCACCCUUGAAGCAAAUUUGGAAAACAAGACACGAAAGUAUGAUACUGCUAAAAUCAAAAACAGAAAUUUGGCAGGCCUUCAUGAUGACUUGGAAAAACAAUUCCAGUUAAGAGAGCAGGAGCUUACCUUUCUCAAAAGUAAAGUAUCGACAUUGCAAUUAGAAAACGACUACCUGAAAAUAGAUCUUGAGAAUGCACGCCAGGGUAAACAGCCCGUCCCUGUACCCGGUAUAGAGAGCGAAUUGAGCAAACUUCAAAGACAACUUGAUGAACUGAAGCAAAAGAGUCAACGGGAACAAUCCCCUUCUUCUCAGCCCUUACCACAGACUGAAUUUCAGACUCCUCAACAACAGACUCCACCUCCAGCCACUAGUACUCCACUGCCCCUACGAGAGGCUCCUGCUCAAACGUUUGCCCCUGCAUCUGUUGGAUCAGGGUUGUCAAUAAAAGAGAGCAUUGAUACCUUAGAACGUGAACUAUCUCGCAUAAAAAAUACCAUUUUGGGCGUUGGAAAAUUUCAGGAAACAUCGGAACCCGUUCCUGUAUCUACAACUGCAACUGCACCCACUCCUAUUCCCAUUUCCCUCGCAGCACCUACUGUAACUUCGGUUCCCACUAAUGUACCAGCCCCUAUUGUGCAACCAGUUUCUCAGGUACCUGUUCAACCAGCUGAUGGCCAAAACCCUGUUGAUAAGUCGAUAUAUGACCUUGCAGUUAAACUGGCUGAAAUUAUUAGCUUACAACAAACUAUGAAUGACCCAAACCCUAGUGUCCCCGUAGCAACUUCUGAAAAUAAACCAAUUAUUUCUGAAGAUGUGACUGAGCAAGAUGCAGUAAAACUAAAAGAUACAUCCAUGGAAAGUAUUUUAGAGAGACUUGUUGAUGUUUUGGAACGACGAUCAUCUUCAAGCAACCCUGUUGAAAGUCGACCAAGUUCUUCUGCAUCCAGAGUAACGAUUCAAAGCCCUAAGGACAACUCACAAACUUCUUCUAGAUCAAGCAGUGGUUCACAACAAACCCGAAACCCUUCUGAUUCUACGACUGCAAUUAAUGAUGAAAAUGAUGAUUCCAACAUUACCGGAGAGGAAACUUUUACAGAGUCUAUGAGCGAAGAGUUCAUUACUAUUCCCCUUAGCGUGUACAGAGAGCAGCAGCGACUGAUUCGACGGGCUAGCAACGGAAAAUCACGGCAGCAGCAGCCUAUUCCAUCGCAACCUCAACCUCAACCUCAACCUCAACCUCAACCUCAACCUCAACCUCAAUCUCAAUCUCAAUCGCAGCCGCAGCAGCAGCACUUUCAACACACACAACCCCCAACACAACAACAACCUUCUUCUUCAAUCUCAACUUCAGUUCCAGCUCCAGUAUCUACUCCAGCUCAAUUCCAGUCAUAUCCCCAAGCUCAACCUUUGUAUCAACAAUCAGCACCCCCUUCUAAUACUGCUCAACCAGUUUAUCAACAGCAAAAUAUUACUCCUGAACCAGUAUAUCAGCAACAGCAAUAUCAGCCCCAAUACCAACAACCGUUGCCGCAAUUUCAGCAACAGGUUCCUUCACAUCCACAAUUCCAGCAGGUCCCUCCCACCCAGCCUCUUUUUCAACAACCAUCUCCACCCCAACCCCCGCCACCACAAAAGGUAGACCCUUUAGUUCAAAAUACUGUUCUUCCGUGGUCUGAAGUCGGCAAAGGUCCUCACUCUCCUAAUUGCUCUUGCAAUUUGUGCAAGACCUAUAAAACGUCUGGGACUCGACCUUCAUCUUCACCUUUAGAAAAUCCGCAUCAAAGAACUAGCACAAGAAAUACUCACUCCGAGGACUAUAGUUGGGAGGAAGAGAAUACCCCACGGCCUACAACAUCAGCAGAAGAGGCUCUUCGCAAUGUUUUGAACCAGCUGGAAGAGGAGUAUGAUCAGCUAAACAACAAAUUUAAGCAACUCACUACUUCAUUUGGCGGAGGAGAUCCUGCCGUACGUAAAAGACAACGUGACCGAAUUGCGGAACGAAUUUUAGUUGUUACCAAAGAAAUUCAAAAUAAAGCCGAUCAAAUUUAUGCACUUCACGAUGUCAAUCUGGCUGCCCAUUUGAAUGUGGAGUCUAACAAGAAACCGGCCGAUGAGUCUCGGAAGCCUACUGGUAUUCUGCCGACACUUUAUGGGAAUGGUGAACCGCGCGAUGCGGCAGCACCCAAGAACACUAAACGAGCAUCUUCUAAUUCUACAAGCAAACCACCUAGCUUUUACCAACCAUAUAUCCCAUCUGAGAAUGAAGACGAGUAUGAUGGGGAAUCUGAUGAUGCAUUAGAAUCAGAUCUUAAUACCACAGAAAUUACAGGCAAAUAUGUCUGGAAAGCCUAA